CAAUCACAAUAGCUCUGAAUUGGCAGUUAUAAAGAGGAGUUAAUGUCCUCUUAUUGUUUGUCAAACCUUUCUCUUUGUAUUAUACCUAAGGCCAAAACUGGCAUGGAUCAUUCCUCUGAGAUUUCUAAUAUCACAGUGAUCCACACUGACUUGGACCAUCUAGAGACUGAGGAGGAAGAAAGGGAAGAGUCUGAACUAGCAGAUGAAGUGGAUGAGGAUAUUGGCAUGGGAGGUGAGGAUAGAACAACAGGAAAGCAGACAUCUGGCAACCAAAUUUCUGCAUCUGAUUUACAAAAGAAAGCAAAAUUGGCCCCACUCAUAGUGCAUGUAAACCCGGGAGAAUGGGGCACAAAGUUUAUGGAUAAUGCUAAUGAUACAGAGCCUAAAGAAAUGGAAGCUCCAAACAAAGAUCUCGAUAAAGAGGUAGAAAAGGAGCUGGAACAAGUGUCUGAAUUACAGGCUGAGGUUGAGUCACCUGUGGCAACUGAACACCGACCUCAGACUGAACUACAAACUCAAAACAGACCACAAAGCAAUGCUGAAUUUUUUUCAGUAACUACCAGGGAACAUAAAGAACAGCCAUGUUUGUCUGUUUAUGAGCAUCAAUCUCAAGUGGCAAAGGCAAGAGCUGUAGAAAAACAAGUUGAGGGGAAAUCAGAAAUUCUCUGUAAAGACCCAAAAACAAGAGUUUCAAUAAAGAUGGAGGAUAAGCCAAAGGAACAUUCUGAGGAGGGACAAUGUGCAGAGAAAAUAGCUGAGCAGGAACUGGUGGCAUCUUCUAAGAAGGUAGCUCACCUGAAGCAGGUGCCCCCAGUUGUGAUGCAGAAAGAGGAAGUGAAGCCUCCAAAGAGAUGUACAUUCGAUCAGAUUGAGACGAAGGUUUACAGUCCUGAUCGUACAGACUGGGAGAUCUCUCUCUAUGUAAAGGUACUCACACAUGUCACGAGUAAAUACUAAAUCACCAGACUUAAAUUUAACUUUCUCUUAUAAAAUAACAGUGAAAUAAAAAGUACAAAGUAAUAAUAAAAAGUAUAGUUAGAGUAAUUUACCACUUUGAUGCCUUAAAUGACAUUUGUACCUUCUGACCAAUCAGAUUUCUGAAUUUCUUUACCUACUGCACCUGUUACAUGUAUAUACUUUUGACUCUAUAUGGUAUAUACUAUACUAUUAAAGGCUUCCACUGCGGCUAGCUGAAACUUGGACAACAAAGCAUCCUGUUAAUAUUUUAAU
Pangasianodon hypophthalmus (striped catfish) is the source of this 1230-nucleotide messenger RNA. RefSeq lists its product as uncharacterized. Bases 43 to 957 code for a protein of 304 amino acids. The transcript has 2 exons. Lineage: Eukaryota; Metazoa; Chordata; Actinopteri; Siluriformes; Pangasiidae. The record is from RefSeq and is a predicted model, not a curated record.